GUGCCUCAAGGGUGCUAUGGCGCCCCUUGCCCUUGGACUGUCAGUGGAGACACAUGUCCUGUGUAGGGGUGAGGAGGAUGUCCAUGAGGUCACGACCUACCUCCUAUGCCCUGUAGAAUAUCACUUUCUCUGUUCCCUUUUGCCCUUAUGGACUUACCUCAGCCCUGGACCACUUCCUUGGACUGUCUCAGCCUGACACACCAUGGUGUCCAUGCACAGAGAUGAGCAGCAUCUCCUCUUGGUCCAUCCCACUCCCCUCGACAUAAAUUGAGAACCCCCAAGUCCAAUGAGUGAUACUCCUGGGUCACCAAGAUGCAGGAACAUCAACGCUACAACCACAAAAAAGUGUUACCUGUCUCCAGGAAGCUGCACAGCACUCAUGGCCAAGCUAGAGGAGCCAUCCCAGAGACAGAGGCCCAGGGGAUUGCACUGGACACACCUGGCCUCAUCAGCCCCAUUAAACACAGAAGGUGCCACCUAGAGCUCUUUUUAGAAGACCCACGGAAAAGCAUGGAAUCUGCUGAUAUGGUUGUGGACCUUGUGAAUGUCUCAGACUCAGAACCAGCUCAGCUCCCAGCUGCUCCAGUGCUUGACCCAGUCCCAGUCCCUAGCAUCCUUGUCAUGAACAAGAUAGAGGCCCUGGAACAGCUGUUAGUCUUCCUGGAGCUCAUAGCAUCCCUCCCUGAAGGUAUGGUCAAUGGCAAGAAGCUCAAGAUAAGACAGGCCUUCCACUCACACUCGGGCACCCACUGCCCUAGCCUAGCAGCUAAGCGCCCAGACAGGGGCCCCUCAGAGGAUUGACUGGCCCCACUUCAGGAGAUCAUCAUGUGGUCAACUCUAAGCCAGGAAUACACGAAAGCAGUAUCUC
This is a messenger RNA of Talpa occidentalis (Iberian mole), 868 nucleotides long. RefSeq names its product GTPase Era, mitochondrial-like. Gene Ontology annotation, cellular component: mitochondrial matrix. The transcript has a single exon. Gene Ontology annotation, biological process: ribosomal small subunit assembly. Lineage: Eukaryota; Metazoa; Chordata; Mammalia; Eulipotyphla; Talpidae. Bases 313 to 801 code for a protein of 162 amino acids. The record is from RefSeq and is a predicted model, not a curated record. Gene Ontology annotation, molecular function: GTP binding; ribosomal small subunit binding; rRNA binding.